CGUCCCUUGCCUCAUCGCUCGGCCGGCCUGCCGCUGGCGCUCUGCUACCCCACCUUUAUUUUUUUUGCGGACGCGCGCACACCUGCCCGUGUGCCUAUCCCCGUCCUUUCGGCUCCACACCCCCAACAGGCCGACUCCUGGAGGCCCACUCUUUCCCCUGAGGGCUGGCUGGGGCGGAUCCCUUGCCCGGGCGCUGGGCGUGAGUGUUCGUCCCUGCCCGCCAGAUCGCCUGUAGGCCCUUCGGCAGGCGUCAUGGUGCAGAACUUGCGUGAUCCCCCGGCCAACCGAGGCCGGGGUUUGGCUCCGAACAAUUCGCCCGGCCGUGCGGAUCAUGGGCCUUUGCUCGGGGUGGCCCCGCCGGGCUCGCCAUCCCUGAGCCUGGAAACGCCCGCCUUUCUCCCGGCCGAGGGCCAGCCGCCUGGCCCCGGCCGUGGGUCGCCCCGGCCGACCGGCGGGACGCCCACCCAGCCGGCCUCCGCCUCGGCAUCCUGGAGUCGGCUUGACCAGCUCUCCGGGCCGGCGGCCGGCAUGGCACCAGGCCCCGGACGAAAGAUGCCCCUCGGUGCGGCCUCGACCGAGCAUGAGGGCCACCUCGCCUUCAUCGGCCCGAGCGCCGGCCCCACUUCAAGCCAAGUCCCGCCGCAGUCGCCCAUCCUGCAACGCCUUCAGGCCGGCAGCCCCGGGUUUUCGGGGCUCCCCUUGGGCCUGGCAUCGGGCCAUGCCGGGGACAAGCCCCGCACCGGGGGGGCAUCCUACUCGCCGGGCACACACCACCCAAUGGGCUCCCCCGGCGGAGGGAGCCCCUUCGCCAUGAGAACCCUCCCAAGCCCGCUGACCGGGCCCGGAUCGCCGUACCACCGGGGCGCCGGCACUGUGCCGGCCAGCCCGCAGGACUCCAGCUUCCCGGGGCUGCUGCAGCCCAGUCCGGCCGGAGUCGGCCGACCGGACGCCGUGUCCACCAUCGGCCUGGCCACCGGGCCCGCCAGCCUCCUGGCCCCGGCGCACCACUCGCCAUUGCGCACAAGCUUCGACAUUUCCGACCCCCUGGGUGGCUUGGGCGCCGGCCGGACCGGCGCGCCGGGCGGCGGGGCAGACUUCCCCUCACCGCGCACAUCCAUCGACAUCGGCGCCCACCGGCCAAGCAUCGACCUGUCCUCGGUGCCAUUGCUCCAUGGGCCCGCGGCCGGCCUCGGCGGCGGCGGCGGCGGCGGCGGUGGUGGCGACCACUCGGCCGAAUCCCCGGGCGGGUUAGGCCCAUCGAAUGGGCGCCCGCGCGCAGGCUCCCUCGCCGGGGCGCCAACCUCGUCGGCCAAUGGGGUGCUGUCCGGCUGGCUGGGGAAUGCCCUGCAGACGACAUCGCGCACGGUCUUUCGUCGGACCCUACGGCCGGAACAGAAGGAGGUCCUCCUCUCGUACCUUUGGAAUGGCUUCUACCUGGUGUCGUGGUUUUCCCUGUCUACCAUGCUGUCCAUGUACAACAAGGUUCUCCUGGGCAAGAGCCAUCUCAACUUCCCCUACCCGCUGUUCAUGACGUCGGUGCACUUCUUCAUGCACUACGCCGUGUCCGGGGUCAUCCUGCGGCUGGCCGCCUGGUGGCAUGCGCGAGGAGGCCAGGUCAAUGAGGCGCUGGUCAACCGGAAGCGCAUUUCCUGGGCCGACUACCGGAACAAGGUGGCCCCGACCGGCAUCGCCAGUGCCCUGGACAUCGGCCUCUCCAACGCGGCCCUGGCCUUGGUAACUUUGUCCUUCUACACCAUGAUCAAGUCCAGCGCGCCGGUCUUCCUCCUGGGAUUCGCCAUUGCCUUCCGCCUGGAGCCGCUGAGCCUCAAGCUGCUUGGGCUCAUCUCUUGGAUGACCAUCGGCAUCAUCCUGACCGCAUACGGCGAAACCAACUUCAAUGCCACCGGCUUCGUGCUGGUCCUGUCGGCAGCCAUCCUGUCCGGCUUGCGGUGGACCCUGACGCAGGUGCUCCUGCAAAAGGAGUCCCUCGGCCUGACACACCCGCUGCUGACCUUGAACACCACGUCGCCGAUCAUGGGCGCGGCUCUCCUGCUGAUUGCCUUCCCCCUGGAGCGGCUGUACCUGCUGCCCUGGUCGCCGUACUUCUCCAGCCUCUGGAAGACCACCGCCACGGCCGGUCUCAUGGGAUUCGGCGCCGUGUUGGCCUUCCUGAUGCUCAUCUCGGAGUUUGCCUUCGUCCAGGCGUCCGGCGCCGUGUCUCUCACGGUGGCCGGCCUGGUGAAGGAACUCCUCACCGUCAGUGUCGGGUGUGUGGUGUUCGGCGACCAAAUCGGCAUGAUCAAUGCCGCGGGCAUGGUCAUCGUCAUGAUCGGCGUGUGCCUCUAUCAGAUGCUCAAAUGGCGCAAGGCCAUGGCCGCGGCGCGCGAUCGCGAAGAUCUGGCCCAGGCCGCGGCCGAUGGCUCGGAGCUGCUCGUGCUUCCGGCGGCCGGCCCGGGACCGGCGGCCUCGGCCGGCCAGCUGACAGGCCUGGCGGCGGAAAUCCUCCGGAAGGAGGAGAUCGAACUCCUGCCGCUGUACCACCAACAGCCACGUCGUGCCAUGCCGUCGGCUGCCAUUGUCCCUGCCGCGCCUGCCGCCAUCACUACCACCAUUGCCACUGCUUCUAAUGCCGUGGCUCCGGGCGUCUCCUGAGCGGCAAAACACUCCCGGCCACAGCAGGAAGAAAAAAGGCGAGGGCGUGUGCCAGGCGAUUUGGAGAAGUGGCCAGGGGGAAGAAGGACCGAACGAGGCGCCGGAGGCAGUGGG
Messenger RNA from Fonticula alba, 2766 nucleotides. RefSeq lists its product as hypothetical. Gene Ontology annotation, cellular component: Golgi apparatus; endoplasmic reticulum-Golgi intermediate compartment; cis-Golgi network. Gene Ontology annotation, molecular function: antiporter activity. The transcript is spliced from 4 exons. Gene Ontology annotation, biological process: UDP-glucose transmembrane transport. NCBI's taxonomy places the organism in Eukaryota, Rotosphaerida, Fonticulaceae. The coding region runs from base 253 to 2652 and encodes 799 amino acids. The record is from RefSeq and is a predicted model, not a curated record.